Messenger RNA from Aspergillus viridinutans, 993 nucleotides. RefSeq lists its product as uncharacterized. The record is from RefSeq and is a predicted model, not a curated record. Lineage: Eukaryota; Fungi; Ascomycota; Eurotiomycetes; Eurotiales; Aspergillaceae. Bases 1 to 993 code for a protein of 330 amino acids. The transcript is spliced from 3 exons.
AUGUUGUUCAACAUUCUUGUUAGUCAACUCUUUCUGCUUUUUCUUAGCUGCUCGCCCGUCUUUGCGGUCCCAAUCAAUGGAGCUGGGGGUGAAGCAGACCUGCUUGCGCGUGCUGGCAACAAUGGCAAGGGCACAUCGAAAAGCAAUCCCAAAGAUGCAACAUUUGACGUUGCCGGAUGGGAAGACAUCGCGGAAGAGGAUUGCUAUGUAAUGCUUUGCUUGAAGAAUGGAGAAAGAACCUGGCAAAGAAACCCUACAACUGGUCUCAACAAAGCCCAUUACCGAAAGUCUGGAGCAGCAGCGAAACCCUUCCAAAAGGACCAUGUGCCCAAGCGCCAUACCGGGCAAAUCAAUCCCCAGCCUGGAGAAAGGACAGAGACCAAUAGUGCAGAAGAGUUUCCCUGGGAGAGUAUGUCCCAAGGGGGCUCAAACGCCGAUUUGCUCCCUGCCACUCGGCAUGAACAAAAAUUGCAAGGAGCUGCUAUUACGAAAGGCUUUCAUGGUAGCGAUAUUAACCUCGGCGACUGGUUCAAAAUCACAUUUACAGGCAACCUGGGCCCCAUUUGCCAGGCGCUACAUCGAGAUCCCCCAGACGACAGUAUUUGCAAAAAGCCCGAGGUUUCCCUCUUUGGCAAGAAAAUAAACCUCAACGACUGGGUCUGGUACAUGGCUAAGGUUGGAGGGAGCCUCGCAUACUAUCAUGCAGCUGGCAGCUCCAAAGGCAAGAUUGGGAAGCGUAUGAGCCCAAUCGGAGUCCAUACUUAUAACGACGAAGGAUACCAGUUCGUCGAGGGGCGCGAUGAGGAUUUCAAGAAUGGUGACAUUCCACCUAUCGUCAAGCUGCAUGGGGAUUUCGAAGAUGGCAAGCUCGAUGCCCUCGAGGCACGCGCAGAACAUUACACAGAUGGAAAGCCCGCUUCGCUCGAGAUGUUCGAAGCAGAUCUCGAAAACAUGGAGAUUACUGAAGAAGAUUUGGAGAUUAUCAAGCCAUGA